Molecule: messenger RNA, 447 nt
Organism: Cylicocyclus nassatus
Lineage: Eukaryota; Metazoa; Nematoda; Chromadorea; Rhabditida; Strongylidae
Source: the annotation of a GenBank genome assembly
AUGUUUAGACGGUUUCUGAACGAAGAAAACCUCCCGAAUGUUGUGCCAAUGAAUGAUGCUCCGACUAGAUGGUCCAGUACAUACUUCAUGCUAUGUGACUUCCUAGCCGCAAUGCCGGCGGUUGAAAGAUUGCUGUCAACUUGUGACAUGCUGCCGUUUGAGAAUGGGGAAAUACGGAUACUAAAGGCAAUGAGAGUAUUCUUACAGCCGUUUCAGGCUAUGACUAACCAGGUGUGCUAUCAAACGUCUUGCUGUUCAAUGUUCAUUUCAGUAGGAAAACUCGUGAUCGCGAAGACUGAAGGGAUCGGAUAUGUGGUCUUUGAUCACAACACAAAGUACUACCAGCACCCCCUCAAGAAGCUCACAGAUGCAACAGGAAGACCUUCAGAUGGAGUUGCAGCAGUACACUAUACAUCUGAACCGAGGAGACGCACGACCAAGUCCUGA